AUGAAUGAACCAAAUGAAUCACACGAAUCCGUAGAUUUCCAGCUAGUCGAUCAAGCAGAACUAGAAACAUCCAUCACAAGAAAGGCUAACGCUGCCCUCCUUCAGAAAGACGCCGAACUAGACCAAAAACGUCUUGAUAAGGCCAUCAAGGAUUUAAACACUACCAUCAAACGUAUAGAUAUCCUCCUGAAGAAAUUAGAUAACCCCAGGACGAAAAUCAGUGAGCGUAAGUCGCUACGUGAUGAAAUUGCGUGGUUUCAGGAGAAUGAACUUGAGCCGAGACAACGUGAUGUUGAAGAAAUCAAAGCCAGACUAGAUGAGAGUAAUUCAAAACUAAAUGCGGGCGAUGAAGAUGACGCGAACGAAGGAAGAUUGCCUGAUGAGACCGAAAAGGAGUUUCUUAUUAGGACGGGGAAGAUCACGGCAUUUGGGAAUGAGAAUGAGUUUCAACAGGAUGACGAUGACAGUGACGCGGCACAAGUUCAAAGUCAUGUGUUUUUACGCCAACCUGGGUUUGAAAAAGAAGUAGAGGACGACGAUUACGAGUAUGAACCAGAAACGGAGGAAAAUAAACUGGAUCAUGAUGAUGAAGAAGAAGAAGAUCAAGAUAUAACCGAAGAUUUCAAGAAUAUUGACGAUGGUGAUGAAUCGAUAUACAAGUCCAGACUACUUGAUUGGUGUCGUCGAAGAUCUGGUCUUCGCCAAGAAGAUCCUAAUCCUAACUUAGACGAAUGGCUCAAACCACAUCCCACAAUAUCAGAUGCCAUUUUAAACUCAAAGUUUAAGCUUCCUGGAGAUAUCUACCCGUCACUUUUCGAUUAUCAAAAGACCUGUGUACAAUGGCUUUGGGAGUUAUAUUCUCAAAAAACAGGUGGUAUAAUCGGUGAUGAAAUGGGAUUAGGAAAAACCAUCCAAAUCAUUUCCUUCAUUGCCGGCUUGCAUUACUCGGGGUUAUUGGACAAACCCGUGCUUGUGGUUGUUCCGGCCACGGUGCUAAACCAAUGGGUUAAUGAGUUUCACAAAUGGUGGCCUCCUUUACGAUGUAUAAUUCUCCACAGUAUCGGAUCAGGAAUGGGUGAAAAAGUGUCGGAGGAGAAACUAGAGUCCUUUCUAGAGACCCACGACCCCCAUGCAUCUACUUCUUCACUUCGUGGGAUAAAAAGUCAAAUAAAUGCUCAGGAAAUCAUAGAUCGAGUCAUGGAAAAAGGUCAUGUAUUAAUCACAACAUACGUGGGGCUUCGAAUAUAUUCCAAACAUAUAUUGCCUCGUGAAUGGGGGUAUGUCAUUCUUGAUGAAGGACACAAGAUUAGAAACCCUGAUCUGGACAUCUCACUUACAUGUAAACAAAUCAAGACCUACAAUCGAAUAAUCCUAUCUGGAACACCCAUUCAGAACAACCUCAUUGAAUUAUGGUCAUUAUUUGACUUUAUAUUCCCCGGUAGAUUAGGAACAUUACCAGUUUUCCAACAGCAAUUUUCCAUUCCGAUAAAUAUGGGUGGUUAUGCCAAUGCCUCGAAUGUCCAGGUACAAACGGGAUAUAAGUGUGCUGUUAUUUUACGAGAUUUAAUAACACCGUACCUUCUCCGUAGAUUGAAGAGUGAUGUCGCCCAGGAUUUGCCUAAAAAGAAUGAAAUGGUACUAUUUGUCAAACUUACUCGAAUUCAACAAGACCUCUAUGAGAAAUUCCUCCAUAGUGAGGAAUUAAACUCGAUCUUAAAGGGAAAGAGAAACGUGCUUAUGGGAGUAGAUAUGUUACGAAAGAUAUGCAAUCAUCCUGAUUUAAUCAACCGAGAAAUAUUGAUGUAUAAAAAGGGGUACAACUAUGGGAAUCCUGCCAAGUCAGGAAAGAUGCAAGUACUCAAGAAUUUGCUCCAAUUGUGGCAGAGCCAGAAUCACAAGACGUUGUUGUUUUGUCAGACAAGGCAAAUGUUGGAUAUUCUUGAGAAAUUUGUGGCUAAUUUGCAUGUACUUGAUGAGGAAGGUAAUGACCUGACUGGCUACUUUAAUUAUUUGCGUAUGGAUGGAGGUACGCCUAUUUCCAAACGGCAAACGCUAGUGGACAAAUUCAACACUGAUCUUACCCAACAUGUGUUUUUGUUGACGACUAAAGUCGGAGGAUUAGGUGUUAAUUUAACUGGAGCCGACCGAGUAAUCAUUUACGACCCCGAUUGGAAUCCUUCCACCGACAUUCAAGCGCGAGAACGGGCGUGGAGGUUGGGCCAAAAGCGAGAUAUUACCAUAUAUAGAUUGAUGACUACUGGAUCCAUCGAAGAAAAGAUUUAUCAUCGACAAAUCUUCAAGACAUUCCUCACGAAUAAGAUCUUAAAGGAUCCCAAACAGCGACGAUUUUUCAAAAUCAAUGAUCUCCAUGAUUUGUUCACAUUGGGUGAUCAGAAUGAGCAGGGCACGGAAACUGGGGAUUUGUUUAGUAGUUCCGAAGUAAAGUUCAGUGGAACUAAACCACGGAAGCAGACUAGUUUAUUCAAGAAAAAGUACACGAAUGAUGAUGAUUUUUAUCAGGUUGCGAAAAUCUCGGGGGUAGCUAAAUUAGACCAGUAUGUUGAUGAAAAGGAGGAACCUGAACAGGGAAAGGAUGAAGAUAGAAUCAUGCAGGGACUAUUCACCAACAGUGGAGUCCACAGUACGUUGAAACAUGAUGAUAUUAUCGAUUCAAGCAUGCAAGAAACUAGUCUUAUCGAACGAGAAGCCAAUAGAAUCGCCACUGCUGCGGCCGAAGCAUUGAAGCGAUCCCGGAAACUAGCAAGAAAGAAGGAAAUUGGAACACCAACAUGGACGGGGAAAUUUGGACUUGCGGGUAAAUUUGGAUCGAAAAAGAAGACUAAAACUUCAUCAUCGUCAAUUCUUGACAGUUUGAAAAAGAAAAGCGAGCCUACUAUUUAUAAACCCAAGGUGCAAUUGCUUGAUCGUGAUGUAAUCAUUCAGAAAUUGGUUGAUUGGUUGAGUAAACAAGAGGAUAAGUUUAGUACGUCCAAUGACAUUAUGAGUAGUCUUGAUUUGAAGUUGAGUUCGGAGAAGGAUGUUAUCUUGGUUAGGUCUAUGCUUAGGGAGAUUGCUAGUUGGGAUAGCAUAAGAAAAGGAUGGAAGUUAAAGGAAGAUUUCAGUGUUUAA
Messenger RNA from Spathaspora passalidarum NRRL Y-27907, 3129 nucleotides. Its product is annotated as DNA-dependent ATPase. Gene Ontology annotation, biological process: transcription-coupled nucleotide-excision repair. Gene Ontology annotation, molecular function: ATP binding; ATP-dependent chromatin remodeler activity. NCBI's taxonomy places the organism in Eukaryota, Fungi, Ascomycota, Pichiomycetes, Serinales, Debaryomycetaceae. Gene Ontology annotation, cellular component: nucleus. The coding region runs from base 1 to 3129 and encodes 1042 amino acids. The record is from RefSeq and is a predicted model, not a curated record. The transcript has a single exon.